AUGUUCAGUCUCGGAUUCCCAUGGUCAAUGCAAAGAUUCUGGAAUCAUAUGAGUUACUCGGAGGUGUUCCCCAGUGCGUCUAGUCUGUAUAUUGACGGUGGAGUUGGAAUUUCACCGGGGUUCCACCGCGAUGAACCGAUUGUGAAAGAUCUCGGGAAUUGGGGUUUGGGGGAGAUCUACAGAAUACACAUUGUUCACUCUGCGGCAGAUGUGAUCUACAGUAGCCGAAGAGGCUGGGCUUCCAUGGAUAAUUGUCCCAUCCACAUCUACCGGAACAUGAGGAUGUUGAGAUUGCCUCCCAGCAACAAGUUUAAGCCUCGGACUCCCACGGCUCUCACAGACAUGGCGCGGGCAUUAGAUCGAAUUGUCUCAGCACAGAGACACUGGAUCCUUCAAUCAUAUUACAAGUUACAUAUGAAAGUGGGCCUCAACGCCACCAACUACGCCGCGCCGGACAGCCAGCCGGGAGUCAGCCCUAACUCAGGCGUCGCCCGUUAG
Molecule: messenger RNA, 498 nt
Organism: Penicillium antarcticum
Lineage: Eukaryota; Fungi; Ascomycota; Eurotiomycetes; Eurotiales; Aspergillaceae
Exons: 1
Coding region: 1-498 (165 amino acids)
Source: RefSeq, a predicted model, not a curated record